AUGUUUGACCUUCCUAUGGCAAAACGCGUUCGACGCGAUGAGCUACUCUCCAGAGACUCAGAAUCUCCUCCCGCAUCGCCGCCCCCGGAAUCCGCGCUUCCAGAUGUCCAGCAGCGCCUUGGGGCAUUGCUCGAUCUCGACGCCCUGAUCGCACCCGCAUACGCCGCCCCUGAAUCCACCCAACCACAGGACAACGAGCACAACGCGGAUGAAGAGGAGCAAGAAUUCGAAUUCCGGUUGUUCAGUGCUCCUGCCCCGGCGACAGCCACGAAACCCUUGGCUGGUGCGACGUCGGACGGCAAGGACGCAAACGAGAACAAGGUGACGGACCCCGCCGCUGCGGCGGGGGUGGCGCAGAAACUACGAAUCCGGGUCCGGUCUCCAUCUCCUGGGGCUGGAGGUCUUGAGGAUGGUCGCUUGGUGAACCCCUUCCGCGGAUAUGGGCACUACUUCACCGCGCCGGGGUCGAUGACGGGGGGAAAGGCGGACAGCCAGGAGGAGGAGAUCCUCAGAGCUAAGAGGCAGCAAUUUGAGGAGGUGGCAGUAUCUGGGCUGCAGAUGCUGGGGUUCGCUCAGGUGCCGUGGCCUGGUUGUUAUCUUCCCUGGAAAGUGGUUCAUCUGAAGAGUGAGAAGACGGCGAAGGGAUCAAAGAGUGCAGGUGAUAUCGACAGCCAGCCGACGACUUGUGUGGUCGAUCCGCCCGAGAGAGUCCCCGUUUCGAGCAAAAAGCCCGGAAAGAAGCGGCGCAUCCAGCUGCGGAAACGCCGUUCGGCCAAGGAUGAAGCGAAGAAGCGGCAAGAGGAGGAAGAGAAACGUAAAGCGGAGAAACGCAACCGCAAGAAUCGCGAGCAGAAGCUCAAACGGAGACAAAAGGCCAGAGAACAAAAGGCCGCUGCAGCAGCUGCCGCCACUGCCGCUGGCACCGCCGAAGGUCAAGCUGCACAACCUGCUGGGGUGGAGGACGGUGCUUCCUCGGAUGGAGGAAGUGACUGA
Molecule: messenger RNA, 993 nt
Organism: Aspergillus fijiensis CBS 313.89
Lineage: Eukaryota; Fungi; Ascomycota; Eurotiomycetes; Eurotiales; Aspergillaceae
Product: DUF2011 domain-containing protein
Exons: 3
Coding region: 1-993 (330 amino acids)
Source: RefSeq, a predicted model, not a curated record